GGUCGCCCAGAAGCAGCAGGUAAAGGCGUACGACACCUGAGUCCUGAUCUGAACGUCCCGAGUGUGGACUCAGGAAUGCCUGCGGGUUGUUUAUUUAUUUUUUAAGCGCAGUGAUUGAUUAGGUGUGGCCUUGAAUUGCGAAGGAAGUUUGCACUUUCCACCGGGCCUAUAUAACAGCAGGGGCAGCGCACCGACGACUUCUUCCCCGUCGCUCAGUGCCAGAACACUCCUGCGCCUCUCCCAGCUCAUUUCUCCUCGAGCUGAGCGCCGAGAACAAGCUGACGCCUCCAGCUCCAGGACUCACUGGACUCACGACCAGCUCCACAACCUCUUCGGAAUAUGAAUACUUCUCUACUCGGGCUUCUCUUCGUCUAUUCUCUUGUUUUCCUCAGAGCGUCUCUCGGCGCGUCCACGGCGGAGCGCGCGCUCACGAGUCCCACAGCAGGGAAGCCCUCUUACACCCACAGUCAGAGUCCCAGCACAGACGCUCGCAGGGACGAGGACAACUACGACAGCAACGAAGAGGAGCUUUCUGGGGACUAUCAGGAUGUCUACCCCCGAGUGGCAUUUUCCACCAAACCUAAAGACUCAUCUGCAAUGCCCCUUACACAAAACAGAAGGAGAAGAAAAGGGAAGAAGAACCCCUGUUUGAGGAAAAUGUACAGAGAUUACUGCAUUCAUGGGGUGUGUCAAUACCUGGAGGCAUUAAAUCAUACCUCUUGCAUAUGUGAGCCGGGAUACGCUGGCGAGAGGUGUCACAUGUUUACAUUGCCUGUUGUUCAUGGGCAAUACUACAACCAGACUGCGGCUUUGGCUGUAAUAGCAGUGAUCCUGUCUUUGAUGUGUCUCACCUUUAUUGGCAUUAUGUUGACCUUCAGGUGUCACAAAAAAGGUGAUGAUGACGUGGAGAGUGAGGAGAAGACAAAGCUUGAGACAGAGACUGUACAGUAGUCCUGAGAAAGCAAGGAGAAACGAUUGGUUUGGUGGAAAUGCAGAGGGAACUUUUGGCCAAGGGAACUCGUCACUACUGAGGAAUCUGAUGGCUUCUGUCACAUUACAUGGAUGCCAAAUACUCGCAUGAAGGAUAUAAUGAACUUUGCUUUGAAGAGCUUAGAUAUCUUCCAUCUGCAGAACAAAAAGACAACUCCAUCUGUAUGAAAAAUGUACAAGAAAUGAAGAAAAUCCCUGAAUGUAGCUGCAUCAAAAUGUAUUCAUCAUUGUCUUUUCUAUUUAUUUAUUCUUCUCUUAAAGAGAAGAUCGCUUGACUGUCAUCCUUGAAACACUGAAAAUUAUUUAUUUAUGCUAUUUAUUUUGCUAUAUAAUCAUUUUGUAUAUUUACUCAAUGCACUGUGUUUGUCAGAUGUAGUUGAACAGAGGCUCUGUACGCCAUCACACCGGAUUCAAAAUGUGACCACUGUCCUGGAUUAUGUUCUUCACUCAUUCGCUGGGAUCUACCUUGGACUGCCAGGUUAUUUAGUAGCGGUAAACUCACUGCGUUCUUGCUGUCUUGGGUCUCACAAUACAGUAGCACAGAGCUGUACAGCAAACCAAUGAGCAGCCAGUUAUCCAGUUAUUUACAGUUCCUGAAGUGUUGUGUCACUGUCCAAUUACUCACAGACUGCACUGUAUUUUUUUAACUGUACAAAUAUAUUUAUUAUUGUAAAAUCAAGUAACUAUCUAAAAAUGACUGCCUUUUAUGCUUUAAAUGUUGUUAUGUUAAAUGUUUGAAUUUACAUAUACACUUAAAAAUACUUCACAUGUGUAAAUCGAUUCCACGUGAAUAAAAUAUGACAUCAACUCAAUUCUUGCCAAAAAUAGGUGAAGUGAAUAAAUAAAUUGGGUUAUUAUAAUAGUUUAUUUAUGUAGAACCGAUGUAUGUAUUCUAAUUAAGUUAGCAUUUCUUUUCAGUGUAGGAUACCCCUAAUUCAUCUCAACAGAUUUAUUUAUACACAUACUGUGAAAAAAAGAAAAACUUUGUGGGUUUGUUUUGGCAGUAUUAGUUUAUUUUGUGGAUACUUUUGGAAAAAGAGUUAAAUGAAGCAUUGCUUUGGUUUCAAGUAUGUUGAAUAAAAUGAAAGACUUUCAAAGUUA
Messenger RNA from Pygocentrus nattereri (red-bellied piranha), 2091 nucleotides. It is a transcript of the gene hbegfb, whose product is annotated as heparin-binding EGF-like growth factor b. Bases 340 to 951 code for a protein of 203 amino acids. NCBI's taxonomy places the organism in Eukaryota, Metazoa, Chordata, Actinopteri, Characiformes, Serrasalmidae. The transcript is spliced from 6 exons. Gene Ontology annotation, biological process: epidermal growth factor receptor signaling pathway; positive regulation of cell population proliferation; positive regulation of mitotic nuclear division. The record is from RefSeq and is a predicted model, not a curated record.